AUGUGCAGUGAAUUUUGGGGGCGAAAGCAUCGUGGUGAAGGAGUGAGAGACAGGACUCAAAUGAUUCAUGUGCUCCGUGAGACUUGGCAGGUGUGCACUUUGGCAAGUUCGAAGUCCAAACCUUUUACAUCUAAAGUGAAACAGAUGCGACUACAUAAAGAAGAUUUUGAAAUCCUGAAGGUGAUUGGUCGAGGAGCCUUUGGGGAGGUUGCAGUAGUAAAGCUGAAGAAUGCAGAUAAGGUUUUUGCCAUGAAGAUACUGAAUAAGUGGGAGAUGCUGAAGAGAGCUGAGACAGCCUGUUUUCGAGAAGAGAGAGAUGUGUUAGUGAAUGGAGAUAACCAGUGGAUCACAACAUUACAUUAUGCAUUCCAGGAUGAAAACUAUUUAUACCUGGUUAUGGAUUACUAUGUUGGAGGAGACCUGCUUACAUUGCUCAGCAAGUUUGAGGACAGGCUACCUGAAGAUAUGGCUCGUUUUUAUUUGGCUGAAAUGGUGAUAGCUAUUGAUUCAGUUCAUCAGUUGCAUUAUGUUCACAGAGACAUUAAACCAGACAACAUCUUGAUGGAUAUGAAUGGACAUAUCCGAUUAGCAGAUUUUGGUUCUUGUCUGAAACUGAUGGAAGAUGGAACGGUCCAGUCUUCAGUGGCAGUUGGAACGCCAGACUACAUCUCUCCAGAAAUCUUGCAGGCCAUGGAAGAUGGAAAAGGGAAGUAUGGGCCCGAGUGUGACUGGUGGUCCCUGGGAGUCUGCAUGUAUGAAAUGCUUUAUGGAGAAACACCCUUUUAUGCUGAGUCCCUGGUGGAGACCUAUGGGAAAAUAAUGAACCACAAAGAGAGGUUUCAGUUUCCUGCUCAAGUGACAGACGUCUCUGAAAGCGCAAAGGACCUCAUCCGAAGGCUCAUUUGUAGUAGAGAGCAUCGACUUGGGCAAAAUGGGAUAGAAGACUUCAAGAACCACCCAUUUUUUGCUGGGAUAGAUUGGGACAACAUUCGAAACUGUGAGGCACCUUAUAUCCCAGAGGUCAGCAGCCCCACUGAUACCUCAAACUUCGAUGUGGAUGAUGAUUGCUUAAAAAAUUCUGAAACAAUGCCUCCACCAUCCCACACUGCAUUUUCUGGCCAUCAUUUACCAUUUGUGGGUUUCACAUACACAAGUAGCUGUGUGCUUUCAGACCGCAGCUGUCUAAGAUUGACAGCUGGACCACCCUCCAUGGAUCUUGAUGCCAGCAUUCAAAGAACUCUGGAGGAUAGUUUAGCAACAGAAGCUUAUGAGAGGAGAAUAAGACGUCUAGAACAGGAAAAGCUUGAACUUAGUAGAAAACUGCAAGAGUCUACUCAGACAGUCCAGGCUCUGCAGUAUUCAACAGUGGAUGGCCCAAUAACAGCAAGCAAAGAUUUAGAAAUUAAAAGUUUGAAAGAAGAAAUUGAAAAGUUGAAGAAACAGGUGACAGACUCUGGUCAGCUAGAACAGCAACUUGAAGAGGCCAGCACUGCAAGGCGGGAGUUGGAUGACGCUUCCAGACAAAUAAAGGCAUUUGAGAAACAGGUCAGAACGCUGAAGCAAGAGAGGGAAGAUCUUAAUAAGGAACUGGCAGAGUCUAGUGACAGAUUAAAAUCCCAAGCCAAAGAGCUGAAAGAUGCACACAGCCAGCGGAAAUUGGCAAUGCAGGAGUUCUCAGAGAUGAACGAGCGGCUGACAGACUUGCACUCUCAAAAACAAAAGCUUGCCCGCCAGCUCCGAGAUAAGGAGGAAGAAAUGGAAGUGGUGAUGCAAAAAGUAGAAAGUUUAAGGCAAGAGUUACGCAGAACAGAGAGACUUAAAAAAGAACUGGAAGUCCAAGCUGAAGCUGCAGCUGCUGAGGCAUCCAAAGACAGGAAAUUGCGAGAGAGGAGCGAACAGUACUCUAAACAGUUGGAAAGCGAAGUAGAAGGGCUAAAGCAAAAACAGGUCGGUCGCUCACCUGGGGUAAGCAGUAUAGAACACCAGCAAGAGAUCACUAAAUUAAAGGCAGACCUGGAAAAGAAAAGUGUUUUCUAUGAAGAGGAACUAUCUAAACGUGAACUAAUGCAUGCUAAUGAAGUGAAAAGUCUGAAGAAAGAACUGCGGGACGCAGAGAGCCAGCAGCUUGCUCUCAAGAAGGAGAUCAUGAUUUUGAAAGACAAGUUAGAGAAAACCAGAAGAGAAAACCAAAGUGAAAGAGAGGAAUUUGAAACGGAGUUCAAACAGAAGUAUGAACGAGAAAAGAUUCUGCUGACAGAGGAAAACAAAAAACUUUCAAAUGAACUUGAUAAGCUCACCACCAUGUUUGAGAGGCUGAGUAUGAAUAACCGGCAGCUGGAAGAAGAGAUGAGAGACCUGGCUGAUAAAAAGGAGUCCGUGGCCCACUGGGAGGCCCAAAUUACGGAGAUCAUCCAAUGGUGA
Messenger RNA from Merops nubicus (carmine bee-eater), 2421 nucleotides. RefSeq names its product serine/threonine-protein kinase MRCK alpha-like. Gene Ontology annotation, cellular component: cytoplasm; cytoskeleton; actomyosin. The transcript is spliced from 17 exons. Lineage: Eukaryota; Metazoa; Chordata; Aves; Coraciiformes; Meropidae. The record is from RefSeq and is a predicted model, not a curated record. Gene Ontology annotation, biological process: peptidyl-threonine phosphorylation; actomyosin structure organization. Bases 1 to 2421 code for a protein of 806 amino acids. Gene Ontology annotation, molecular function: protein serine/threonine kinase activity; ATP binding.